GCAGCGCACUCCCCACUCGGGGUCUGGGAGUUGCGACUGGUGAAGACAGCUCCUGGCUCUGAUUUUCUCUUCGUCUCUCUUACCUGUUUACACAAGGAGCAAGACAUGACAGUUGAGACUGUUAAGCAUCGCGAUGAUUUCCAUCAUAAUCGUUUUCACAAAAUAGUUCUUAGCUGGGACUAUCUACGCCUCCUCAAGGAAUCCGACCAGAAGAACUCCAGAGAAAAUGGGGCUGCUCUGGGUCUGAACAAAAUAAAAGAUACUUACAAAGACGUUAACGAAUAUAUUGGCACCUUCGAGCCGCUCCUGUUCGAGGAGGUGAAAGCCCAGGUCGUUCAAGGAAAAGACGAUGAAGAGGCGUCGGAAUGGACUGGAUGUGUUACAAGGGGAUGCAGUGAGGUUGAUGGGUUUCUGAAAGUAAAAUUGGGCUAUAAUUCUGACGAGUGCAAGGCAAUAUCGGAUAAUGAUCUUGUGUUACUUUCCAAAGAACAGUUUCAAGAGGGGGCAACACUUCCGAAUACCUAUGCUUUUGCAUUUGUGGAAAAUCGUGAGGGCAAGGAUCAUAUUCAAGUUCGCAUGUUUCUGGCUGGAGAGGUAAAACAGAUCAGUGUAGAUGAAACUGAACCUAGUGCAAGGCUAUUGAGUAUGCGUACCAUUGUUAAAGAACUAGACAAAUUCUUGUGGAUGCUGAAGAUUUGCAGUUUAUCAACUAUUCUUCGUGAAUAUGCGGCUCUGCGGUCUGUUGGCUCCCUUCCAUUCAAGGAUUUAAUAUUGUCGGCUGCUGAAAGGGAUGCAUAUCCUGAAGAUCGGGCCUGGAAAAUUCCUAGAGCACUUAUGGAGUUUCUUGAAAGUAAUCAUAAUACAUCGCAACUUGAAGCCAUACGUGCAGGCCUGUCACGUAAAACCUUUGUCUUGAUACAGGGUCCCCCAGGAACAGGGAAAACUCAAACCAUCCUUGGGCUCCUUAGUGCUAUUCUGCAUGCAACACCAGAAAGAGUGCAAUCCAAGGGAGCAUUGCAUGAUGCUAAACGUCGGCCUCUACUUCCCAUUGAGGAGAAAUACAGGCACUGGAACAAUGCAUCUCCAUGGUUGACAGAUAUUAAUCCUAGAGAUAAAAUCAUGCCCAUUGAUGGCGACGAUGGCUUUUUUCCAACCACUGGCAAUGAGUUGAAACCUGAAGUAGUUAAUUCACAUCGCAAAUAUCGUGUUCGUGUGUUGGUUUGUGCUCCAUCCAACUCUGCACUAGAUGAAAUUGUGUUGCGCCUUCUAAGCACUGGUAUUCGUGAUGAAAAUGACCAUACAUAUAAUCCAAAGAUAGUGCGAAUUGGUCUAAAGCCACAUCAUUCUGUUCAAGCAGUAUCCAUGGAUUAUCUUGUGCAACAAAAACUUUCUGGCAUGGAUCAUUCUAUAGCUGAUACACGAAAACCUGGUGCUAGACCACAAGAUCUGGACAAUGCCCGUGCUUCCGUUCUUAAUGAAGCAGCCAUUGUUUUCUCAACCCUUAGUUUCAGUGGUUCACAUCUUUUCAGUAAAUUGAAUCAUGUUUUUGAUGUCGUUAUAAUAGAUGAAGCUGCUCAAGCUGUGGAACCAGCAACUCUUGUCCCAUUAGCUAAUGGAUGCAAACAAGUAUUUCUGGUUGGUGAUCCAGUUCAAUUGCCAGCAACUGUAAUAUCUCCUACUGCUGAGAGAUUCGGAUAUGGCAUGAGCUUGUUCAAGAGAUUCCAGAGGGCUGGUUAUCCGGUUCAGAUGCUGAAAACCCAAUACCGCAUGCAUCCAGAGAUAAGAAGCUUUCCUUCAAGGGAGUUCUACAAUGAGGCUUUGGAAGAUGGACCUGAUGUCAAGGACCAAACUGAACGUUCAUGGCAUGCUUACCGUUGUUUUGCACCAUUUUGCUUCUUUGAUAUAGAAGAAGGGAUUGAAUCACAGCCUUCUGGAAGUGGUUCUUGGAUAAAUGUUGAUGAGGUCGAGUUUAUUCUCCUCAUGUAUCAUAAAUUAGUGACAAGAUUUCCAGAGCUGAAGUCUAGCUCUCGAUUAGCCAUUAUAUCUCCUUACAGGCAUCAAGUGAAGCUGUUCCGUGAACGUUUCCAUGAUACUUUUGGUGUGGAAUCAGAUAAAUUAGUAGAUAUAAACACAGUUGACGGAUUCCAGGGCAGGGAAAAAGAUGUUGCAAUCUUUUCAUGUGUAAGGGCAAGCAGUGAUAAAGGUAUUGGGUUUUUGGCGGACUUCCGGCGAAUGAAUGUUGGGAUUACCAGAGCAAGGUCUUCCGUCUUGGUGGUAGGCUCUGCAUCAACACUAAGGCGAGCAGAUAAGCAUUGGCGGAAUCUGGUGGAGAGUGCUGAACAGCGAAAUUGUCUCUUUAAGGUUUUGAAACCCUACAAAUCAUUCUUCACUGAUGAGAACUUAAAAUCCAUGGAAGUGAAGCACCAAACCAUGCUUGAAGCAAUGGAAAACCAACUUGAUGAGAUUGAAAAUACUGGAGUCCUCUUUGGUAAUCCUGUUGGUGUUGGUGAGGGUGAUCAAGGACAAAUGGAUGAAGAUGACUAUGGAGAUGGAGAUGAUGGGGGCUUUGAUGAGGACUAGUCCCAUAUUUCGUCAAACUGCUCUGCGUAAAAGUCCCACCUUAACAUGGUGUGGUAGGUCUCAGAAAAUACUUGCAGCUUGUGGUUUGGUGGUAAUGUCUGUAAAACUGGAUCGAAGGUCACAGUGGAAGGCGAAGUCAGGAAUAGUUAUACCAUCAGAUCAUUCACUAAUUAUUGACCCAGGAUAUUGGUCAUUUUCUUUUGCCUGGUUCACUGGUCCACUCCAAUCCGGUUUUGGAACAUUGAUUGGUGAGCAGUGGAAGAGGAAUGUUGUACCAAAACUUGGCUAUAUGUAUAUUGAGAUUUACACAUUUGUUUAUUACUUUAUUUAGCAUUAACACAACUGAUUUAUUGAGAACAAAAACCCUGUCUGAACUAUGUAGUAGAGCAUUGUAAAUUUAUUAUAAAAUUCUUUAA
This is a messenger RNA of Nelumbo nucifera (sacred lotus), 2996 nucleotides long. It is a transcript of the gene MAA3, whose product is annotated as P-loop containing nucleoside triphosphate hydrolases superfamily protein. NCBI's taxonomy places the organism in Eukaryota, Viridiplantae, Streptophyta, Magnoliopsida, Proteales, Nelumbonaceae. Gene Ontology annotation, molecular function: helicase activity. The record is from RefSeq and is a predicted model, not a curated record.